AUGGCAUCCACAAAGCCCGCUUCGAGUCUCAUUUACCAGGCAUGGAACAAACUCAGUAUCAACCAAACCAUCCCUAGUGACUCCCUUGAAUUACUUGGGGAGCGUUUGGCUAUUGCCUUCGCACCCAAACUCAAGGAGCAACGAAGGAAUGGCCGGCGUCGGAAUCUGGAAUAUGUGGCACAACAUCGACGGAAGAUUGCUCGAAAAAUCUACUUGGAGAUUCUGGAGAAAGACCCAAAUAUCUUUCUUCCUUUUAUCCUGGCUGUUUCCCCUAGAGCAUGCUUAUCCUUUGAUAUCUCGAGCUUUCUUGAACAGCACCAAAGCCAAGGAAGACAUUUCCUCCGCAACAAUGCCGAAGCGAUCCUCUGGGGUCUCGCAAAGAAACAUGACAUUGAUGGCUCCCUCCAUUUCAGGAAGCUGAUGCGUGAGAUUUUCCAACUGUCUCCUCCAGCGACAGAAGCCGAAGGCAAGGAGCAUUAUUCAUUGCAUUUAAGCACUCUCCCCGCAAUCCGCAAUGCCUUCGGUGAUGUUAUCUUUGACGCAAUUGAACGUUCCCCUACACAGGUGACAGCGAGAGCUAAAGGUUAUUUCUCUGAGAAAACCGAAAGUGUUUGGACAAAAGUUCCCUACAGAAGUUCUCAAGACGCAAUCAUAUCUCUUGAAGUAGGGUCGGCAAUCGAGCUUGCGAAUGUGUUGUUCCCAAUCGCAACCCAAAAAAUUGUCUCUAUCCUUUCCGCAUGUUCUCCCACUGUGCGCCAGAAGAACUUUUCUGAGGCUAUUCUCGGCCCAGACCCUCAGGAUACACCGGCAACAUCAUCAGAAAUCGGUAUGAAGUUUAAGGUACACAUGACUGCAGUUGCUAAUUCCACCCUGUGCUAG
Molecule: messenger RNA, 879 nt
Organism: Aspergillus fumigatus Af293
Lineage: Eukaryota; Fungi; Ascomycota; Eurotiomycetes; Eurotiales; Aspergillaceae
Gene: hrmA
Product: protein hrmA
Source: RefSeq, a predicted model, not a curated record